This is a messenger RNA of Scatophagus argus, 3133 nucleotides long. RefSeq names its product CWF19 like cell cycle control factor 2 (gene cwf19l2). Gene Ontology annotation, cellular component: post-mRNA release spliceosomal complex. The coding region runs from base 48 to 2870 and encodes 940 amino acids. The transcript is spliced from 19 exons. The record is from RefSeq and is a predicted model, not a curated record. NCBI's taxonomy places the organism in Eukaryota, Metazoa, Chordata, Actinopteri, Scatophagidae. Gene Ontology annotation, biological process: mRNA splicing, via spliceosome.
AAACGGCAGCACUUUACGACGUUGACCAAAACAUUGACGACAGUGUCAUGGCGGCGUACGGUGUCAGUUUUGAGAGUUCGAACAACAUCGAAGAAAGAAAGGCUGCCAAACGACAAGCACGGCAAGAGGCGUUAGAAAAGGCUAAACAUCAGUAUGAGAAAGAAGAGAGGAGGAAUGAGCUGAAGAGGCAGAGAGGGGAGGACACUUGGAUGCUCCCAGAGAUCAACCAGAGGCUGCACGAGAUUGAGGAAGAGAGCUCUGUGAAGAGAAAGAAGAAGAAAGAGAAGAAGUCUAAAAAGAAAAAGGAAAAGAAAAAGAAGGCCAAGAAAGAGAAGAAGGCAACAGAUGCAGCAGAUGGCUCUAGUGACAGCUCAGAGGAUUCAGAGGACCAGUGGGUUGAGGCUCAACCUCAGACACAAGCGACUAAAGCCUGGCAGGUUCCUGAUGAGUGCAAGCCUUCAGAGAGCACCCUCAGCCCAGCUCAGAAUGUCCAGAGAGAUGAAUGGAUGACCUUUGACUUCCUGGCGAUGAGAACCACAUCCACAACAGAGAGGAGGGCUGAGAAAGAACGACUGAAGGAGGAGGAGAGGGCAAAGGCUCAGGCCAUUGAACAGGCUGGUUUGCACAAAUUGGAGCUCAACCCAUACUGGAAGGAUGGAGGAACUGGCCUGCCCCCAGAGGAGAUGGCUGGUACUGCAGCAACAAAAAGCACAGUCAUGAACGAUGGAGGUCUGAGCUGGCUGAGGAAGAGCUACCAGAGGAUGAAGGAACAGGCAGAGAGGGAGCAGCGCAGCCUCGACGCUGUGGUGGCUGAAAGAUACGGAUCAAUGGAAAGCUUUCAGCAAAGACUUGCGGAAGCAGAGAAAGCUGUGCAUGGACAGACGAAUGCAGGAGGAGAAGGAGAUACAACAACGAGAGGCGGGCGGAGGAAAGGGGAGAAUGAGUCCAGAGAGAGAUGGAGGAGAAAAGAGGGGGACGGAGAUCGGUGGAGAAGAUAUGAAAGGGAAAGAGAUUCAUCACCGACAAACAGGGAGAGGAGAGAGUGUCGAGGCAGAGAGGAAGACAGAAGUCGAGAUGGAGACAGGUUCAGAGAGAAGGAUAAGGAUAGAGACAGAGAUAAAGGAAGAGACAGGGACAGGGAUGGAAGAAGAGACAGAGAUGAUGAUAGGGACAGAGACAGAGAGAGGAAUAGGGAUAAUGACCGAAACAGAGAAAGAGAGAGACCCAGUGUUGCAUCAGCAUCAUCUGAACAAAAGUGGAGUCACCAGUCUCCGUCUCUUGAGUCACUGAAAAGCCGCUUCCUCAAACCAUCAGAAGACGACGAUGGUGGAGCUCCACAGCAUCGUCCUCCCCUAGCACGACCGUCCACAGGAUUCAUGAAACCGAGUUCUGAUGAUGAAGACUCCGCUCCUCGUCGUAGCAGCAUUCCAUCCUGGAAGAGGAGCAACAGUCCUGCCCGUGAAUCUAAGAGCCUGGAAAAACCACAGCAGGAGAAAGAGAAGGAUCUUGGGAAAACUGUAACUUCUCCUCAAGGCAGUCUGAGUGUUGAUAAAGCUGCUGUGCUGACAAGGGUUGAGAGUGAAAGUGAGGAGGAGGAGGAGGAGGAGGAAGAGGAAGUUCCCCUGCUGACAGAGGAAGAGAUGAACAAACUGGGAGCCAAACUGGUAAAGGCAGAGAUCAUGGGCAACACGGCCAUGGUUGAGAAGUUGAAAUCACAGCUGGACGCAGCUCAGAAAGCCAAAGAGAGCCACGCCGCCCGAAAGAAGCUGCAAGAAACAUCUAACUCAAAGCAGGUCACUGGUCAGUCCAGUGGCGACCAUGAAGUCCUGCUGUUCAGAACAGACCAGUCAGGUCGGGCCUGGCCAGUCAACGCCCCCUCUGGACCUCAGGAGCCCCACGGAGGACGGCGGAAGAAAAAAACGAUCGAGACUCAUGUUGAUGGGCAGCGUGUGCGCUACUUUCAGGAUGAUGAUAAUGUGGGCCUGAAGGAGAUGGUGAGGAGGGAGAAGAUGAGCUCUGCACAGGAUCAGAAUGCCCUCUACUCUCGCAUGGCUGCUAAGAUGAUGGGGAAGACAGACGGUGACAACUACACGCUGGAUGACAUGUUUGUGUCGGGUGCAGCGCAGCGGGAGGGCGAGGGGAGAGAGGAGGAGAGGAUGAGGAACAGAGCCAUCGGGGAGAGCAGGAGGCUGGCUGCUUCCAUGGAGAAAUGCCAGCACUGCUUCAACAGCCAAGAGCUCCAGAAGCACCUCAUCGUGGCGAUAGGGAGCAAGGUGUACCUGAGCCUGCCUGCGGGAGUGUCGAUGACAGAGGGGCACUGUCUCAUCUGUCCUCUCCAACACCACUGCUCGGCCACCGGACUGGAUGAGGAUGUCUGGUCCGAAAUGCAGCUGUUCCGGCGUGCUUUGGUGCGUAUGUUUGAGUCUCAGGAGCUGGACUGCGUGUUCAUGGAAACGCACAUUAACCCACGCAGAAGACAACACAUGGUCCUUGAGUGUAUCCCCCUACCCCGAGAACUGGGGGAUAUGGCUCCUAUAUACUUUAAGAAAGCUAUCAUGGAGUGUGAUGAGGAAUGGGCCAUGAACAAGAAGGUUGUUGACCUCUCGUCGAAAGACAUCCGCCAAGCUAUUCCUCGAGCUCUGCCCUACUUUGCUGUAGACUUUGGACUCCAGGGAGGCUUUGCUCAUGUCAUUGAAAAUGAACAGAAGUUUCCCCAUUACUUUGGCAAGGAAGUGGUUGGAGGCAUGAUGGACCUGGAGCCACGACGUUGGAGGAAGCUGAUUAGAGAGAACUUUGACGAUCAGAGGAAAAAAGUCCUGCAGUUUGCACAGUGGUGGAAACCUUACGAUUGUACCAAGACUGAGGCUUAGCUAGAGGAGGCACAAACUGUGGUACCAGGUGCAUAUGGUGAAUAUAGUGAAUAUAGUGCAUGCACUGCUGCACCUACCAGUUUAAACUUUCAAAAUUCCUAGUAGAAGUUAGAAAGAACAUUUUUAAUUAAAUAAAAAGAAAUGAACAGAACAACUUCGAUUGCUGUAUUUGUUAUUUGUAUGAUGCGUAUCCUUACAUUGAAAAGACCUGGAUCUCAUUCUCCCAUCAUGCAUUAUAAUAAAUAUUAAACAGAAAACUUAAA